GAAAGACAGAAGAGAGAGAGUCAGAGAGGCUUGGUGGGUGGAAAAGACUUGGAUUUUGUUUAAUCCGCUGUGGUUUCCCUCUGACAGAGGAGAGGAGCAGCUCCCUGGUCCUCUCGUUGGCUCAGAGCUGGAUGGAGUGAAAGAUGAGGCCGGAUGACAUCAACCCGAGGACAGGGCUGGUGGUGGCCCUGGUCAGUGUCUUCCUGGUGUUUGGCUUCAUGUUCACUGUCUCUGGGAUGAAAGGGGAGACGCUGGGCAACAUCCCCCUCCUGGCCAUUGGGCCGGCCAUCUGCCUGCCAGGCAUUGCAGCCAUUGCCCUGGCCAGGAAGACCGAGGGGUGCACCAAGUGGCCGGAGAAUGAGUUGCUGUGGGUGCGCAAGCUGCCCUGCUUCCGGAAGUCCAAGGACAAAGAGGUGGUGGAGCUGCUGAGGACCCCUUCAGACCUGGAGUCAGGCAAGGGGAGCUCCGAUGAGCUGGCUAAGAAGGCAAGCCUCAAGGGGAAGCCCCCUCCUCAGGGGCCAAAUGAGGUGCCCAUGGCCAGCUCUAUCACCACCUCCAGCCCCACGGAGGAAGGAGAGUGUCAGAGCCCGGCCCAGAGUGGGCACCGGGAGGAGACCUCCAGAUACCUGGAUGGCUACUGUCCUUCGGGCAGUUCCCUCGCCUACAGUGCCUUGGACGUCAAGUGCUCUGCCUGGGACAGGUCCGAGUGCCCUGAGCCCGAGGACAGCAUUUUCUUUGUGCCACAGGACAGUAUCAUCGUUUGCUCUUACAAGCAGAACAGCCCCUAUGACAGAUAUUGUUGUUACAUCAACCAGAGCCAAGGCAGGUGGGACCAUGAGACAAUAGUCUAGGCUUCGCAGAGGAGAGUUCGCUGUGCAACUAAAAGCGUGACUACUACACUGAGCUCCCAAAAGAAGGCGCCUGCCCUGCUCCAACAGCCUCACCCUGUUAGAAGCGGGUAUGUGAUGGGCGUGCAGACCUCCAGUGCCCAAAAGCCGUGUAAAUAGGCAUGUUGGGGACACAUUUUAGGGAAAGGUGGUAAGGAUUAAGGACACUGAAAGAGGCUGUGAGUAGGUAAGGAAAUGGGACUGGUUGCUUUUUUAACAACUGAAAUCAUGUUAGCUACUUUGUAACCCCCCCAGGAGCUACCUGACCUCUAACUCUGGAGUAG
Messenger RNA from Sorex fumeus (smoky shrew), 1171 nucleotides. It is a transcript of the gene TMEM215, whose product is annotated as transmembrane protein 215. The coding region runs from base 144 to 851 and encodes 235 amino acids. The record is from RefSeq and is a predicted model, not a curated record. The transcript has a single exon. NCBI's taxonomy places the organism in Eukaryota, Metazoa, Chordata, Mammalia, Eulipotyphla, Soricidae.